AUGAAUUCUCAGGAGAACUCAUGUCCCGAACCACCACCACAUCGUUGUGAAAUGCCGAACACUUUACCAGGUGGUCUACACCCGAGUAAUCGAAAUACUAUAGAUUGGAACACCAGGGGUGCAAUUGUUUAUGGUUCGCAUAACCUGCUGUUUAUCAUCGAUGCAUUCACUUUUAAACGUGUGCAAACUAUAGAUCUACAUAGCACGGCCGUCGACCAUGUGUGCUGGUCACCUCCGUUCUCGUUCAUUGAACAAUCUCGCUCAGAGGAUUAUCGGAUCGCGUCAUCGGAUAUUAGUGGACAGAUCAUAAUUUCUGAGCCAAUCUCAGCUUCAAAAAGAUGCCAAUUCUCAAAUGCAGCUUCCAACGUGCUCAAUAUGAAAUGGUUUGUAUGGAAAGAUAUGAGCCGCGAUUUUCUCCUAUCACUUCAUUCUGGCGAUUGCUUAAUCCUCUGGAAUACGGAUAAUGGAGAGAAAAUUUGGUCGGUGACUUUUACUACCCCACUUUUCGACUUGGCUAUCGAUCCUUUCGAUCCGUGCCAUGCUUCUUGUGAGUUUUGA
This is a messenger RNA of Strongylus vulgaris, 558 nucleotides long. Lineage: Eukaryota; Metazoa; Nematoda; Chromadorea; Rhabditida; Strongylidae. The record is from the annotation of a GenBank genome assembly.